UCCUCAGGUGUACCCUAACGGACCUACAUGAGGUAAAUAGGAGGGGCGAGGAUGAAGGAGAAGAGCAAGAACGCUGCAAGAAGCAGACGGGAGAAAGAGAACGCAGAGUUCCUGGAGCUGGCCAAGCUGCUGCCUCUGCCGGCUGCUAUCACCUCACAACUUGAUAAAGCUUCAAUCAUCCGGCUCACAACCAGCUACCUCAAGAUGAGGCACGUGUUUCCUGACGGUCUUGGAGACGCCUGGGGAGCGGCGCCCCCACAGAACAACCCCAGAGAAGCAGCUAUUAAGGAACUGGGCUCACAUCUUCUACAGACUCUGGACGGGUUUAUCUUCGUGGUGGCUCCUGACGGCAAGAUUAUGUAUAUAUCUGAGACGGCUUCCGUACACCUGGGCUUGUCACAGGUGGAGUUAACGGGCAACAGUAUAUUUGAGUAUAUCCAUCCAGCAGACCACGAGGAGAUGACAGCAGUGCUCAACCUCGCCCCUCAACCCGUGCCUCACUCUCCCUAUGUUAGGCAGGACGAAGAGAUAGAACGAACCUUCUUUAUACGCAUGAAGUGUGUGUUAGCAAAGAGGAACGCUGGUCUGACUACGGGAGGAUACAAGGUGAUCCACUGCUCCGGGUACCUGAAGAUCAAGCAUUAUACUCUGGACAUGGCCCCUUACGACAGCUGCUACCAGAACGUGGGUUUGGUGGCCGUGGGUCACUCUCUACCACCCUCCGCCAUCACAGAGAUCAAGAUGCACUCCAAUAUGUUUAUGUUCAGAGCCUCGCUCGACCUUAAACUCAUCUUCCUCGACGCCAGAGUGGGAGUGCUUACAGGGUUCGAGCCUCAGGACCUGAUAGAGAAGACACUGUACCAGUACAUCCACGGCUGUGACAUGAUCCAUAUGAGGUUCUCACAUCACAUGUUGCUGAUGAAGGGACAGGUUACUACAAAAUACUACAGGUUCCUGACGCGUGAUGGAGGCUGGGUGUGGGUACAGACCUACGCCACAAUAGUACAUAAUUCUCGCUCCUCCAGACCCCACUGUAUUGUCGCUGUCAACUACGUCAUCAGUGAGGUGGAGGUGAGGGAGGGUCGCUUGUCGUGGGAACAGGUGGGUGGGGGUCGUGGGGAGGAGGGGGGCAGCUGGGGUGAAGCAGGGGGGAUGAAAGGCAUGGGUGGGGGGUUAAAGUGCCGCACCUCCCCCUACCCCUCCCCCGCCCCCACUGACCCCCUCCAUGAGGUGCUGGAGGGGCCAGGAGCUGCAGCCAUCCAUUACUCCCCCUCCCUGGGCCCCCCACCCCUGGCCGCACCCCCCACCCCCUACCCGGACCCCCGCCUGGCCUGCUACCCCCCCGCCUACGACGUCUACGACGAGAGGUACGUCAGAGGGGAGACCCAGCAGUAUGCGGGCUGCAGCGCCCCCCUGGAGGGGUUGAGUGGGGGCGCCGCCCCCUCCUGCCACUACAAGAGCAACAGUGGGUACGAGGAACGACCCUGGAGUCAGGGGUCAGGCAGCAGCUCCGCUUCGGACGACCCCAGACACGACUAUACUACACCUGCCAACACCACCACCCCUGCCACGCCCACCCUCACCACGCCCAUGUACCCACUGCACGACUACUACGCCCACGACAAAUUCUAUGCCACUGACAAGCUGCAGUACGCCGCAGCUGCGGCUGCCGCAGCCGCAGACAAGACGCAGUACACAGAUAAGCUUCAGUAUUCAGAUAAGCUUCAGUAUGCGGGCGUGGGCGGCACGGGCGGCACGGGCGGUACGGGCGGCAGCUGUGUGAGGGGAGUAUACAGCUACGUGGAUGCCGCACUCAGCACGCCCACAGAAGCCGCAGCCGCAGCCAUGACGAGCAAGACGCACGUCCUGCCGCAGCCUGGCUACACGUCAGUCAUCGUAGACACGCAGCAGUACUACGCUCAAAACGAGUUUGUGCACUAGACACCUCCCCAACCAUCCCCACACCUCCCCAACCAUCCCCACACCUCCCGAACCUUCCCCACACCUCCCUAACCCAUCUCACACCUCAAACCAUCCUCACACCUCCCCAGCCCUUCCCACACUCCCAAACCAUCCCCACACCUCCCCACACCUCCCCAACCCUCUACACCUC
Cherax quadricarinatus is the source of this 2113-nucleotide messenger RNA. NCBI's taxonomy places the organism in Eukaryota, Metazoa, Arthropoda, Malacostraca, Decapoda, Parastacidae. The record is from RefSeq and is a predicted model, not a curated record.